CUCUCUCUCUCUUUUUGUUGAACAAACCCCGCCUUCGCGUUUCGCCGGCAGGCUCGUUUUCCCUCCUUUCUCUCACCGUCUCACAACAGAAAAAAUCCGACAAACAGCCUUGGUUCCUUGAAAGAGCGAGGUAAAAGGAGGGCUGUUGCAGAAGCCAGGAACAAAGGAGUCGAACUAAAAGGGUUCCCCUUCAUCCGUCCAACGGCACCCCAAACCAGCGAAAAUCUUGGUCGAGUUGAGAAACGCUCCGAUCCAUCUACCGAGGCAAACGAAGCAUCCCAAAACGUGGGGUGGAAAAAAGGAAAUAAUACGAGUACUUCGGGCGCCCGGCACAAAAAACCCUGAUUUGCAGCCCUGCGCAGAGGCUGUUGCGGCCCAAAGACACCAAAAACGGAAGGGCCUUGUUUUUUUCCUUUUUCCUGUUUCCGAUCCCAAAUCGACGCCCGCUCAUCAGCUGCUGCUGCUACCCCAGAUCUGACUGAGCCCCGUGUCGAUCCCCCGGGCACCGAGAGACAAUGGCAGACCUGGAGCCCAACUGGCGAGUCCGCUUUCUGGCGGGCCAGCCUCCCGCCAUCGUGCGGGUGCGCAAUCUUCAGACGUCCAUCGCUGGACCGUCUGAUGCCUGGAACAGGAAAGGAAGGCCGCAGCCGCUGUGCGUGUCGGCGUCCGUCAUGCUAAAGGAGGCCUUUGACACGUCAUCCUCCGCCGACAAAGUCGAGUCCGACACCGUUCACUACGGCCUCCUCAGCAAAGCGAUACUGGCUUCGUUGGAGUCACAGCAGCAGCAACAAGACGCAGAGAAAUCCGGCAGCGCGGCUAGCACAAGUCAGUCAUCAAGUCUGCGGGACGUUGUCAACACCAUCUGGAAUGAUCUCACCGGCCAGGACCGCCACGGAAAGUCCAAGGCCACAGACGAGGAGCCCGAGGUCAACACCUCGUUCUUGAAGCCGUCGACAAUCCGAUGUCUCGAGCUCACAGUCCACCUCCCCAAGGCCUCGCUGCUCGGAGGCGGCGUCAGCCUCACCAGAAUAGCACUCUUUGGGCGCGACGGCGAGUCAAGGCCUCAACCCAGGGGUAUGAGCCUCAGGAUCCACGACCUCCGAGUUCCCACUCUCAUCGGCGUCAACGACAACGAGAGAAAGGCCAAGCAGGUCGUCGUUGCGACCAUUGAGAUCGACAAGUUCAACAUCGAUGAGGAUGUCUUCACAAUGAUCGAAGCGGAGGCAGUCGAGGUCAUGAGCAAAUCGGCGUUCGAGACGCUUGAGGCGUUGGCCAACACUCUGGCCUUCCGGCUCGCCAGCUACCUGCACUCGUCUCAGGCUGGAUCCAUGAACAGGAAGGGCUGGCCGAUCAAGAUUGCGCUCGAGAAACCCAUCGCGGUUGUCCUUGCCGAUGCGGCCUGCGUGCAGCUGAGCGUAAAUUCGUCCGAAGUGCUGGGCGGAAUCCAGUGA
Trichoderma reesei QM6a is the source of this 1451-nucleotide messenger RNA. RefSeq lists its product as uncharacterized. Lineage: Eukaryota; Fungi; Ascomycota; Sordariomycetes; Hypocreales; Hypocreaceae. Bases 516 to 1451 code for a protein of 311 amino acids. Gene Ontology annotation, molecular function: dihydroneopterin aldolase activity. The transcript is spliced from 2 exons. The record is from RefSeq and is a predicted model, not a curated record. Gene Ontology annotation, biological process: folic acid-containing compound metabolic process.